Messenger RNA from Hipposideros armiger (great roundleaf bat), 4762 nucleotides. RefSeq names its product solute carrier family 16 member 6 (gene SLC16A6). Gene Ontology annotation, molecular function: monocarboxylic acid transmembrane transporter activity. NCBI's taxonomy places the organism in Eukaryota, Metazoa, Chordata, Mammalia, Chiroptera, Hipposideridae. Gene Ontology annotation, biological process: monocarboxylic acid transport; transmembrane transport. The record is from RefSeq and is a predicted model, not a curated record. The coding region runs from base 3152 to 4726 and encodes 524 amino acids. The transcript is spliced from 6 exons.
UUUUUCUUUUUUUUUUUCUUUUGCCGGGUGGGUGGUGGGAGGUGGAGGAGAGAGCACUUAACAUCUUAACAUUUGGAAGAGGUUAUUCCGAAAAAUAUUCUGACAGUUGGGAAUGCUCAAGGCCCCCCGGAUGACGCGCUGUCGCCAGUGUGGGCAGCUGAGAGUCGAAUGAUCCCGGCCCUGGUACACUUGGGUCCGGAAAAUGCCUAAAGGCAGGCUUGGCCUUUGAGUGCCCCCAGCCCCGGGUUAGGGGUUCCCGGCCAAAGGGCGAGUCGGGGGCACGCGGCUCAGCCCCGGCAUGGAUUUUCCGCUUGAAGUUGCCUGCGCGUCAUAAGAGCGAAAUGUCAGAGGUACCUGUCCCAGGCUAGCGCGCGCACGCAAGGCGGCCACUUAAGCAGCACUGAGGAAAGUGGGGUUCCGUGUCUUCCCCAACCCAACACACACAACCGGCGCGCCGGCGUGGCCCCCCGGGAGGAAGGCAAGCAUUUCCCCGCAGAGCACAAGUCCUACACCUUGCCGGUCAGAGCUGUCAGUGGCUGAAGCCUCGUCCCGCUCAACUUCCAAGGUUCCCUGAGCUGCCAAGCACAGGAAAGCGCCCCUGUAACCGAGCAGCUCUGCAGCGAGGGAGGAUGAUUUUGCAGAGGAAAUGGGUUAUUUCCUUCUCGGUGGUUUUUUUCUUUCCUGUUUGUUUUUGCAACUAAGCCCCCACCCACCCCAAAGACAGGUGACAGAAGUGUGUCAGGUGGCAUAUACAAUGUCACCAAACGUGGGGUGGGGUGCUGGGGGUGGGCGCGUUAGUCUUAGCAAAAGCUCCCCAGAGCCAACUGGGGAAUAGCAAUUACAACUUGUCAACCUGCAAGCUAGUUUUGUUUGCACUCUUAGACACUCGGUGCCAGCGCUUUCUCCAAAGACGUGGUUUCUGCCCUGGGAAUGAGAUUUCUCCGUGAUCUUACUGUUUUGCAAAUCAUAGUAUGAUGAGUGUCUUGUUUGCAAAAAAGACCCAAGUGCUUAUGCUGAAGUCGCUAAGUGAUGCAUCUCCCCAUGACCCAAGCACCAUUACGUGGCAUUUGGGGGGGGGGUCAACAAUACAUCCUGCCUGGGACACAGAAAUACCUCUUCUCAUAAUUAAGGGAAGGGUGACCAAGGGAGGGAGUUACAGUAUGUAAAUAAACAACGCAGCCAAGUGGAAAAGCUCUGUCUUAAUGAGUACCACUAACCCUGAGCUUUCCUUCUCUGGUUUCCAAAAAAGGGACUUUCUCAGUGGAACUCCUAAAGAGGACAAUUAGGGGCUCAGUAUUAUGAUCUUAGAAAAAAGGUGAAGCAGUUGUAGCCAGUGAUUGAGAACUGCUGAGGCAGCCUUCCAGGUCAGGUUUGGGAUUUUUUUUUUUAAUAUAGAAUUCAAAUGAACUUCACCUAAAUACAGAAUGAUUUUGACAACUGGGGCCGGAAACAACUUGUCCGAAGCUGUUAUCCAGGCUACGCCUUUAAGAAGAAUGGAGAUUGGCAAUGCAUUGCCUGGGCUUUGCCUGUAUGGCCACCAGCAGCCACCAUUUCCAUCCAAAGGCUGCACUUUGAGCUGACCCUGGAUUAACACUGAUGGUCUAUAUAAUAAUCUAAUCCAUCCUUCAUGCCUCAGGUCAAAUUCUGUUCUUAAUAAAUCAAAUCAGUGGAAUUCCCAGGUAUAGCAGCUUCACAAGCCUUGGCAGAACACUUAUUUAUGUAAAGUUAUGACAACCAAAUGCUCAUAGGACAUACUCCAAACUGCCCAACAUAUGUUGUUCUCCUUCCUAUGGAAGAACAUUUACAGAAGACAAGAUGGCUGCCAGGAACCAGUAUUCAGAAUCACAGUUACAUAGUUGAAAGAGCCUUCAGACUGCCAUGUUUAACCCCUGCUUUCACAGAUGAUAGAAUUUAGAGAUUAAAUGUUUCCCCCAGGACUGUGCAGCCAGUUAGUGGUCAAUUCACAAAUAACACCCAAGGGCCUGAAGAAGACAAACCCCUGCAUGGGCUUUGCCUCCCAGGACUCAUCAUAGGUUGAGAAAGUUUAAAGGGUGGCUUAGAGCAAGUCAGGGUCAAAGGCUAUCAUAGAAUUGAUUACAGGUUCUCCGGGGAGGAAUCUAGCUCAGCUCCCUCGUUUACCUUUUGAGAACACACUGACCAUCCGGGAGCAAAGUGAUUCGCCCAAGGCCCAGGGCCACUCAGCUGGCCUCACCAGCUAGAUUCCCCACACAGUAAACUCAUAUCCCUUCUCAUCACAUGAAAUCACAUGACCAUAAAACCAACACCAGCAGAUAUUUCCCUAUUCUGGAAUCUGUAGAGGCUUCUAAGUAACUGAGUUUGGAGUUCAGGCCUUGCUUUUUUGCUCUGUAGAGGUCAACAAGUUUGUUAAGCCAGGUGGCCUGCUGAAUCAGUGGAAGAAAGGAAAGGUGUCCAGUCCAGGAAAGCACCGAUUCUGCAACCAGGGACUUCCUCACGUGAUAACUCGGUUUGCUAAGGAUAGAGCAGUGCAUUGCUUCAGGAGCACCCCGACUCAUGCUCUGUUCAGUAAACUGUUACUGAGCACCUACUGUGUGCCAAACGAGCUACCCGGCACUCGGUCUAGAAAGAGCUGCUGACUAUCCUAUAGGUUGCUGCGCUGUGUGAUCCUGUGCAAAAUGCAGAAGUCAUCAUCCAGUACAUUUUAGAAACCAGGUUACUCUAUUAUUCUAUAGUGUGGUCUUAUCUUCAAAGCUAAAUGGAAUGCAAUAGAGGAGGCUUUAGGAUGAUAAAGGCAUAAACUUUAAAGCAAGAGUGGGUUCAGGGGAAAGAAGGGGGGUCAUGUUUAUGGUAUUCCCAGUAAUAAGGUUUCUGCCCUCCAAAAACCCAAGAAUGCAGGUGAAAGUUAUAUUUGGAUCUAGCUACAAGCGAGUACCACAGAGGUAAACAAAGCUGUAAAAACACAAAGGGAUCGGACACCCAGAAGGGGCUCAGAAAGUAAACAAGUAGAGCAUCAAAAGGCUGCCCUCUUCUAUCCGGCUGUCAUACAUCAGAUCCCACCAACGUGCAGCUGCUUCUCACCCACCUUUCCAAGCACCAUCUAGCAUGUCCACUUUCUUCCUACCACCCUGGUUUCACUGGGCCACCAGCUUUGACCUGAGGCAUCAGAUUAAGAAUGACCGAGAAGAAAUCACGGCUUUGUUGCAGAGCCAAUGUCUAUACUCAAGUGCCUGAUGGAGGAUGGGGCUGGGCAGUAGCUGUGUCUUUUUUCUUCAUUGAAGUCUUUACCUAUGGGGUCAUCAAGUCAUUUGGUGUCUUCUUUAAUGACUUAAUGGACAGUUUUAAUGAAUCUAAUAGCAGGAUCUCAUGGAUAAUAUCAAUAUGUGUGUUUAUCUUAACAUUUACAGCUCCCCUCUCCACCGUCCUGAGCAGUCGUUUCGGACACCGCCUGGUGGUGAUGGCGGGAGGACUGCUUGUUAGCACAGGAAUGGUGGCAGCCUCCUUUUCUCGUGAGGUCUACCACAUGUACAUUGCAAUUGGCGUCAUCUCUGGUUUGGGAUACUGCUUUAGUUUUCUCCCAACUGUCACCAUUCUGUCACAGUACUUUGACAAAAGACGCUCUGUGGUCACUGCAGUUGCUUCCACGGGAGAAUGCUUUGCUAUGUUUGCUUUUGCACCAGCAUUCACGGCUCUGAAGGAGACGAUUGGCUGGAGGUACAGUCUCUUCCUCACCGGCCUACUGCAGUUAAACAUUGUCGUCUGCGGGGCCCUGCUAAAACCAAUUAUAAUCAGAGGACCGGGGUCACCGAAAAUAACUGGACAGGAAAAUCCGAAAGAAGUACAAUAUAUGCUUGAAAAUGAGAAAACGCACACCUCAAUAGAUUCCAUUGACUCAGGAGUAGAACUAACUACCUCACCGAAAAAUGUGCCUAGUCACGCUAACAUGCAGCUGGAGCCGAAGGCCGACGUGCAACAACAGACCCAGGAGAAGACCCCCUCCAAGCAAAAGGAGAAGCAAGUCCCGCUGCUGGACUUCUCAAUCUUGAAAGAGAAAAGUUUCAUUUGUUAUGCGUUAUUUGGUCUCUUUGCAACAUUGGGAUUCUUUGCACCUUCCUUGUACCUCAUUCCCUUGGGCAUCAGUCUGGGCAUUGAAAAGGACCGCGCUGCUAUUCUGUUAUCUACACUGGCAAUUGCUGAAGUCUUUGGAAGAAUUGGAGCUGGUUUGGUCCUCAACAGACAGCCGAUUCGUAAGAUCUACAUUGAGCUCAUCUGCGUCAUCUUGCUGACCGUGUCUCUGUUUGCCUUUACUUUUGCUACCGAAUUCUGGGGUCUCAUGUCCUGUAGCAUAUUUUUUGGUGUUAUGGUUGGAACAGUAGCAGGCACCCACAUUCCGCUGCUCUCUGAAGAUGAUGUCGUGGGAAUUGAGAAGAUGCCUUCUGCUGCUGGAGUCUACGUCUUCAUUCAGAGCAUAGCAGCACUGGGGGGCCCACCCCUUGCAGGUCUGCUGGUGGACCACAGUAAGAUCUACAGCAGAGCCUUCUACUCCUGCGCAGCUGGUAUGUCCGUGGCCGCUGUGUGCCUCGCGUUUGUGAGACCCUGUAAAAAGGGACUGUGCCAGAGUCAUCAUGCAGGUGAACUAAAGGCAGAGAGUUACCGUGGGAGAGCUUUACAAGACACACCUGAAGACUUUCUGGAAAUGGACCUUGGGAAAAAUGAGCAUAGAGUUCCUAUGAAAACGGAGCCUGUAUGACAGGCUUUCAUGGAACACUGGCCACCUGCUGGCUGG